Linum trigynum is the source of this 201-nucleotide messenger RNA. The record is from the annotation of a GenBank genome assembly. Lineage: Eukaryota; Viridiplantae; Streptophyta; Magnoliopsida; Malpighiales; Linaceae.
AUGGUGCCUUCCGGCGGCGAUUCCAGAUCCAGUCAAGCAAAUGCAAGGCAUCUCGGAUUUAUGGGUUCUCUUUCCCGGCGCGAUUCUCAACCCAUCCUCCGCAAUUUCGCCGGAUUUGUUAGCCUAAAGAAAGACGAGAUUUGGGUUCUAAAUAUGGCUGCCGACGACCUCCUCUUGGCGGCAUCAAAUCCAUCGUCAUGA